Botrytis sinoallii is the source of this 1686-nucleotide messenger RNA. RefSeq lists its product as uncharacterized. Lineage: Eukaryota; Fungi; Ascomycota; Leotiomycetes; Helotiales; Sclerotiniaceae. The record is from RefSeq and is a predicted model, not a curated record. Gene Ontology annotation, biological process: positive regulation of transcription initiation by RNA polymerase II. Gene Ontology annotation, molecular function: DNA binding; transcription coactivator activity. The transcript is spliced from 4 exons. Bases 726 to 1313 code for a protein of 195 amino acids.
ACUGUACUCAAAAAGUUGCGAGCCUUAAUACAAUUGUGCACAUCAAUACUACCUACCUAGAUACCUAGCAGGUAUCUUCUCAAAUGGCUUUUCCUCUCCAAAAUCCAUGUUUUUAUAUACUUGAUCAUUUAUUCCAUCUAAAAACAGACAUUCAAAUCAUCACUUCUCAUGAGUAUUUUCCAUAGUCAUGAUCGAGAAACAUACGGUCCAAGCACGGUGGAAGGAAGCCUUUGAAACAAGAAUAGAAACGUCUAGCUACCUACCUACGCGUUCUACGAUAGAUAAAUGUGUAAAUAUGGAUGUUUGAUGGAUCGUCAGGGAUGAUUUCCCCUUCCCUUUCCCCAGUCCUGUAGCUAGAAGAAGUAAGGAAAGGUACUACCCAUUCAUCCUUGCCCAUGAGCCUACCACCAAAAUCAAUUUACGCGCAAACGCGAUCUCUCUCUCGUCUUAUCUCAACGCGUCAACCAAAUUCAUGGCAAUGAAAUCCAAAUGAAAUCUACCAGGUAAUUCAUCAAACAAUCUUUCAUUCCAAAUUUGAACUUUAAAAUAAAUCAUCUCAAUUACUUCAUUGUCUAAUAUUGUUUCCUCUAUUCUCUCAAUAAUCUCAUCUUAUCUUUUUACUCCAAAAGACCCCUCAUUGAUAAGCUGAUUCAUCACUCCCAUCCAACAAACCAGAUCCAAAUUCAAUCCGCAUAUUUCAAUCUCAAUCUCUGCCACCCCUCAAAAUGCCAAAACGAGCCCGCGCUGAACCUGCCGAGACUUACGACUCUGACGGUGGUUUCGUAUCCGAUGAUGAUGGUGCUGUUCGCAAGUCUAAGAAAUCCAAGACCACCAGAGCUACCAAAGCCACUACAGCAGCGAAACCCACUUCCUCCUCCUCCGCCAUCUCUCCUUCAUGGGACCUCUCUACUGGACGCACUCCUCGCAAAAUUGAGCUUUCAGAUUUCAAAGGUCAAACGCUCAUAAACAUUCGCGAGUUCUAUGAGAAAGAUGGAAAUGUUUUACCUGGAAAGAAGGGUAUCUCCUUGACAGUUGACCAAUACAAAAACUUCCUCAAAUCCAUCCCCCAAAUCAACGCCAAUCUUAAGAAAAAAGGUAUUGACGUUGGUCCCGGAGAAGCAGAGGUAGAGGAAGACGAGGAAGAAGAGUCAGAUGCCAACGAUGAAGAAGAGGAAGAAGCCGUAGAAACAGACUCGGAAGCCGACAAAAAGUCCAAGAGCAAGAAUAAAAAAGUCAAGCCAGCAGCGCAAAAGGCUAAGAAUAAGAAGGGUAAGAAAGAGAAUAUUGAAGCUACGAGUGAUGAGGAAGAAUGAGGAGUUUGAAUUUAAGUUCUUAAGAUUAUUUGAGAGGGGUCUUUUACUUUUGAGAAGCAUCCCAGGGAAAAAAUUGUCGCUUCGAGAUUUAAGGGGGCCAAUUUCAAAUGAUCUUGAGGGAUUCUUUCGGAAUUAAUUGAUGUUGCAGAUUUGCUAAUGUUUCUGUUAUCUACUUCACUUGAUUGCCCUUUUCAUAUGAUAUCAAAUCAUGUGAAGGGUACAUCUUGCUGUUAGCCACCUGAGGAUCUUUAGAGUUGUGGAAUCAGGAGCUUAUCUUGAAAUGUUCGGAUGAUUUCAAAGGAGAUUAUUUGAGAAACACACGCGCACACACAUGCACACACGCUGUUAGGGUUCGAUGAGAUUGCAAUGAUGC